AUGCCACAAUCACAACCGCAUGCCACGAUCCAUCGUCAGCACCAACCUAGUGCAUCGACGUCGUCAUCAGCCGGGUCUUCGCAUUACCAGCUCCAACAGCGCCAGUACCAACCACUGUCACACUCGCAAUCGCACUCGCAGGCGCAAUCUCAUCGUCCGACUCCCUCUCAGUCGAGUUACUAUACCUCUAUCUCUCCAACAAGACAGCCGCCGGCAAGCAGCGGUGACCCAUACACCCAGACGUACACCUACAAUCGAAUGCGAGCAGGGUCGAGGUCAGAGUACGAUGGUGACGCCAGCGCUGGUUAUCCCCUCAACAACAACAAUAACAGCAAUAUCAACAACAAUAACUUCCAUUAUAACCUGAAAGGUCGGCAGUUUUCUGGAAGGGAAGGCGGACGAAAGUCGUCCCAAGGUACACAUUCGACUCACAAUGGUGGUGCCCACAAUAGCGGCAAUAGCGCUGGCCGGGCGGCUGCUGCAUAUCGCCCUAGGUUCGAGCCGUCCGAACCUCCAAUUCCAUCAUCCCAUUCAUCGUCUCUCACCAAUUACAGCAUCCACCACCACCACCCGCACCCUCUGCCUCAUUUACAACCCAAUUCCGUCUCGAAUCAAUUCCAGUUCGCCAAUUCCCAAUCGCACGUCCUUUCGCAUCCACAUCCACAUCCUCGUGCCGCGUCGUCUUCGGCCUUCUACUCGGCCUCCUCUGCGCCGCUCAGGCCCAGGACCUCGUCGCUGCUACCCCCACCCCGCAAUCCUCAAGCUCGCACCAAAACAAGCAUCACGACCACGACUGGUGCCACCGCUACUCCUAUUCCUAUCCCACCACCGACUCAGCCCCCGACCGUGGGAAUCGGACAGCAGCGAUCGGCGUCGACUUCGGCAUCCAAUGUCGAACAGGGCACGACACCGCCUCGGCCCCAGACACAGACAACGGCCGACUCCGCGGCCUUCUUCCUCGACCCACUAAAUACCCCUGGCUUUGGCCCACGACGACCUCAUUCGCGGGCGAGCAGCAUAGGCGCCGUCAGCGAGGGGUUCCGAAACCUGAACCGGUGGUCUUCCUCCACCGCGUCGAGCCGAGUAUCCAACUGGGAUCAACAUCUCUAUCAACCGCCGCUGAACCAGGGAACGCCUCAGCAGCAGAGGUCUCUGAGUAGUUUCUCAAGGCGCAUGAGUCUUGACUCCGGCGCACUCAUCGCCCAGCUCGCCGAUCCCAUCUUCCACGGCCAAUCCUCGCCCAGCCAUUCCUCUCCCCGGAAGCUGCACAAGAAGCGACCUUCGACCGGUACUACGAGCGUCUCCCCCAAAACUCGUAUCGGAGCUGGAGUGAGAGUUGGAUCGGGCACACCUGCCGAUGUGCCAAACCUACCUCCCAUUAUAUCCCUACCUCCCUUGAACACCGACCCCGAGUCCAUCCUCCAGAACGACCCUCGAGGCGUCAUGAAUCGCGCCAGCCCGCCUCUUAGCACACCGAACUCGGUAUUUUCGAGUCAACAUAACGGCGAGCCUCUAGAUUACUUCUGGAAUGAUAUCUCGAACCCCAGCCGCACAAACUCUCCUGUCGCAAAUCGAGGGUAUCCCCAACUCCUACCAGCCGCAUCCGUCACACGCGACAACAUGCCCGAGAAGAAGGGCCACACGCGGAGUCGGUCUGCGGCGAACAAGAGCAGCGGCGACUCUACAAAGGCGAGGGAUCGUGCGAACAAACCUUCGCAGAAGGCUAUGCUAUCCAAGGCCUUGUCGAAAGCGAAUGCUGCUGUCCAACUCGACAAUGCGCAAAAUUACGUGUUUGCCAGGGAAUCAUAUCUCGAAGCAUGCGACCUCUUGCAGCAGGUCCUAGCCAGGACAAAUGGCGAAGAGGACAGGAAGAAGUUGGAGGCUAUCCGACAAACUUACACGAGCCGCAUAGAGGAAUUGGACGGCUUGGUUCCUGCGAGAGCCCAGGGCAACAAAGCACUGCCAUCCAGACCGGAUAGCUUCGACUACCACGGAGUACAGGUUGAAUUGGCUGGCGCCGACACUCAAGCGGACGGCAUGACACGCACGAGAAUCAUCAGAGAUGAGCCGCACCCGCCUGGCCGAUCCAUUGACUCGAAAACGCCUACAGAAGCGUCACGAUUUGGUCCCUCGUCGAACCCGCCGAACACAUCCAACAGAGGUGCAGACGCAUACCCAUCACAGUCGUUCAUACAAUCACCUUCGAGGUCUCCAAGGUCUCCAAUGCGCAGAAACUUCGAGGGUGGUGCGCUUUCGAUCCCUCGAGCCGAGAAUGGGUUCAUACCGGCACCGUUGUCUCCUCGAAGGCCCGUCUCCCCUGGCACAGCGCCGAGUCCGGAACCCAUUGUGCGCCACGACUUCUCCAUUUCUUCUGAACGACUUUCGGUGACUCGGGAAUUGAAAAGUCACCGGCGAAACCUUAGUCACGAAUCAGCAUCGUGGUUAGACCCUAUCGACGAAUCGGGUGGCUCAGCCUCGUCUUCGGUACACUCGAGAUCUUCCUCGUUGGGGGUUAGAAGGAAGCAUAUACGCAAUGUCAGUGGCGGUACAGAGGCCGAGUUCGAUGCUGCUUUAGAUGCUGCGGUGGAGGCAGCAUAUGAUGAUGGUUACGAGCCCAUGGAUUCAUUCGACAUGGGAUAUGACGACGGCAGAGACAAUGACGGCGAUCAUAGGCUGGCCAAUUCUAUGCGCAAGGUGCAAAUCGCGCGGGAACACGUUCGAGAAACCGAACGUGAGGCCAUGGUAGAAUUGGCGCGAGAACGAGAACGGCAGAGACAGCUGUCGCUCAGCCAGGGAUCGCAAACCUUCGGUGGUGACUUCUUCGACGCGAACGAUUCGGAGGAGGAGGAGGAGAGGAUGCUGGAAGAGAUGACAAGAGGAUACGUGAUGGAAGACUUCGCCCUCGGCCGACACUCCAGAUCACAUUCCAAACAGUCCACCGUACCGCGAGAAUCCGAUUCCAGUGGUCUGACAAGUCGAACGUGGCAUAGUUCAGUAGGCUCCAAUCCGCCCACAGCCACAACGUUAUUGUCAACCGUGAGCGAGACGCUACCCAAAGGCUCUUUGUCCAAGACGUCACCACCUUCCAUGCUUCCCCCAACGCAAGCUCUACCGCCUCGUCCACCAUCCGGGUCGGGCGUUCGGAAUCGUCGCCUCUCGGGUCAAAACCCGAAGCAGCUCAAGAUCGAGACGGCCAAGCUUGGCCAACCACCAUCUUUACCCCUUCCGCCGAUCUCAACCUCUGCUGUGCCUUCAAAACCUUCUGGUGGGUUCAUUGCCCAGCAGAGACAAGCACAAUCCGCGACAUCGACACGUGGACCGUUCUCCAUGCGUGUUCCUUCGUCGCCUGGCAGAGGCUACAGUCCGGCGGACGCCAUGGGCCCCUCGAGUCCACCUAAUCAUCAAGUAGGUGGUGGUCAUGAUGGCGACGAAGCUCGGACUGGGUCCCCAUCAUCUGUCCCGGCUGGCAUGCGCAAGAAUUUCUCUUCAUCUAGUCUAAAGUCACUGAAGUCACGGCAGGCUUCCGUAUCCCAGGUGGACGAUUCUGACAUGUCUCCGAAUACUCCGUUGAGCCACCAACUAUCCAACACGUCGAUGUACCGACAUCCUGCAAUGCCCGCACUACCAACACCAAUAGCUGCUGCUUUUGCGGACAAGGUGACGGGCGGGUUUGGUGGGCUGCAUCUUUUCGACUCAGACUUUCACUCGCCAACAUCCCAUUCCCCGAGCUCGUUACACCAUCAGCAGAACCCUGACGUACCCCACCCUCUGGAGCCCUGCCCUUCCGAUGCCAUGCUGCGGCCAUUUUGGCUCAUGCGUGCUAUAUACCAGACCCUGGCCCACCCGCGCGGCGGAUACAUCAGCAAUAAGCUUUUUGUUCCGCGGGAUGCAUGGAAAGUCAAGGGGGUGAAGCUGAGGUUUCUGGACGACAAGAUCUCGCAGUGCGACUUACUCAGCGCCGCACUCCUGAAGCUUGCAAGGGUGGACAGCAAUGAUGCAGAUGCUGUCCUGGAGGAGAUGCAGGCUCUCGAAACCGUUUUAGAGGUGGUCCAGGCGACCCUCACGCGAAGGCUCGGGGCUGAAGUUGGCCUUCAAGGGAUCAGCUCAUAUCGAGAUGAGAAGGACGGCGAGCCAGCACCAGUAGUUCCACGAAACAACAGCAUAAGUGGAAAAGGUGGAGCGUUCAGCUGGCGUCGGUUGAGGAACAAGAACUCAAAUGCCAACAUGACCAGUGCAUACGGUGCGAAGAGCAGCAGCAAUGCGAGUAGCGGUCCGAACGCGUACGACAGAGAUACGAUGAGCUCAGGAGGUUCCAUACCAAGUCUGCCGAUGACCGCCCAUCCGAGUAGUAGGCCUGCGAAGAGGGAUGUGGCAUCGGUCAGGUUUGAUGGACCUUACGGGAACUACAUGGCUAGCCUGGCGCGAUUGUUUGACGCUGCACAAACAGUUGAUCAAAUCGCGCGGCAAGUCGAGGACCCCGGCCUACGUCACGCCGACAAGACCCAGGUCGGACUCGAGCUUUGUACGAGACAUGCUGCCGAGUUCUUCGGCUUCUACAUUUGCCGCUUCGUGUUGGCGGACCUGGGGAUGCUCCUUGACAAGUUCGUCAAACGGGGUAGCGAAUGGGUGCUCAACUGA
This is a messenger RNA of Anthostomella pinea, 4638 nucleotides long. The record is from the annotation of a GenBank genome assembly. NCBI's taxonomy places the organism in Eukaryota, Fungi, Ascomycota, Sordariomycetes, Xylariales, Xylariaceae.